AUGGCCAAGGAGAGUUUGGAAUCAGGCCUCUCAUGGGAGGUGAGGGCAAACAGCCGCCACUUCCACAAACCCAAGCAGAAGAAAUCCUUUUUGUGCUUCCGCUGGGGACUAUAUGCGGACAAUGUACUGCGCAGCCACAAGUUCUCCCCCCUGACCUUUCUGCCCAUGACGCUGUUUGAACAAUUCCAGCGGGUGGCAAAUCUCUAUUUCCUUCUCAUGGUGGUGAUGCAGUGUGUCCCUGCCAUAGCCUCCGUGCCGUGGUACAUCACCGUCAUCCCGCUGCUCCUCGUGCUCCUCGUGCGAGGCUGCAAAGACCUCGGCAAUGACAUGGCAAGGAGACGCAGUGACUCUCAGAUUAACUCCCGACCCUGUGACAUACUCAUCUCCCAGAGUUUCCACCCGCUACAGUGGAAGGACCUGUGUGUGGGAGACGUGCUGCGAAUCCACAGAGACCAAGUCAUCCCAGCAGACCUUCUCCUCCUGUACAGCUCCGAGCCUCACAGUUUGUGUUAUGUGGAGACGGCCGACAUCGACGGUGAGAGCAACCUCAAGUACCGGCAGGCGGCCGGUGUCACACACUCUGAGCUGGCCUCUCUCCCCGUAGAGGAGACCCUUGCUGCAUUCGAUGGUGUUGUGCAUUGUGAGGAGCCAAACAAACGCCUGUACACCUUCAGAGGAGAGCUGCACUGGCGGGGAGAGUGUCAUCUGCUGGACAACGAGCACAUCCUCCUGCGGGGAACAGUCCUCAAAAACACAGAGGUUGCUUAUGGCCUGACCAUAUACACUGGCGCGGACUCCAAGAUCCUGAAGAACUGCGGAAAACUUAGAGUGAAGACGACGCAAACUGAGAAAGUUUUCAACUUCGUGGUGAUCGGGAUAGUCGUGACUUUGCUGCUGAUAGCUCUGCUUCUCGCCAUCGGCAGUGGUGUGUUUUCCAGUUGGGUCAUGGGCCACUCAGAUGAUUUGGUGGUUAACGGUAAUCCAGUCUACACCGGCUUCCUAGCCUACUGGAGCUACGUCAUCCUGCUCAGCCCAGCCAUGCCCAUAGCCCUCUACAUCACGUUUGAGAUGAUCCACACAGUCCACAGCCUCUUUAUAGGCUGGGAUAUCGAGAUGUAUUGGCAGCAGGCGGACAGAAAGGCCGAGGCCAGGAACACCUCGCUGAACGAGGAGCUCGGCCAAGUGGAAUACCUGCUGAGCGACAAAACCGGGACGCUAACUCAGAACCAUCUGCUCUUCAGACAGUGCUGCAUAGCUGGGCAGAUCUAUGGUAACUAUGACAAAAUACCGAUGGACUUGAGCUGGAACCCGUUCUCGUGCGGUGGUCUGUGCAUGUCUGCUCCGAGCCUUGUGGAGAAGCUCAGAGUUGAGCAGUGUCCACUCAGCAGAGAGUUCCUUACUGCACUGUCUCUGUGUCACACUGUCAUGACAGAGUGGAAGGGAGAGUCUCCGGUUUAUCAGUCUGCAUCCCCGGACGAGGAGGCUCUUGUCGGUGCAGCCAGGGAGCUGGGCUGGGUCUUUCUCUCUCGGACUAGAGACUUCAUGAAAGUCUCUGAGCUCGGGGUCACUCGACAGUAUCAGCUGCUGGCGCUGUUGGACUUCACCAGCAAGAGGAGAUGCAUGUCUGUACUGGUUCGGGAGCCAGAGGGUGGGUUAAAGCUGUACAGUAAAGGGGCAGACAUAGUGAUCUUGGAGAGACUGCAGAAGGACUCGCCGUAUCAAGAAUGGACUGAAAGAGCGCUUGAGCUGUUUUCUCAGGCCUGUCUGAGGACGUUGUGUGUUGCGGUUCGAUCUGUUCCUGAGGCAUUGUGGAUGCAAUGGAGUAAAACUCUGGCCGGGUCUGCUGCCAUGGCGACCUGUGACCGUGACGCCGUGCUGGAAAAGCUGUAUGAUGAGAUGGAGCAAGAGAUGCAGCUCCUGGGGGUGACAGCUAUCGAAGACCGGCUCCAGGAGGGCGUCCCUGAGACUAUUGCUCUUCUCAAACAGGCUGGGAUUAAAGUAUGGGUACUAACUGGGGACAAAAAAGAGACUGCUGUGAAUAUUGCAUAUUCUUGCAAACUACUAGAUCCUGAUACCAGAUUACUGGAAUGGCAGGAGCUAAGGCAGAUACUCCAGGCCCCAGACCCAGGGGCCAGUUUCUCCAAGGCCCCGCACAUGGAGGUGUGGGCUGCAGACUUGAAGACGGCUGAGGCGAAGACUGCUGUGGUCCUCACUGGACCUGAGCUGGCUGAGUUCGAUCAGAGACCAGAAUGGGGGUCCACGUUCAUGAGGGUGGCAAAACAGUGUCAGUCGGUGCUGUGCUGCCGUGUGACCCCCGGACAGAAGGCGGACAUCGUCACGUUGGUCAGGAAACACACCAGCUCAGUCACCAUGGCCAUCGGGGACGGUGCCAAUGACGUAAACAUGAUCAAGACGGCUCAUGUGGGUGUGGGACUGGCAGGAGUGGAAGGAGGUCAGGCGGUGCAGAGCGCAGACUUUGCUUUGUCCCAGUUCAGGUUCCUGCAGAGGCUGCUACUGGUCCACGGGCGCUGGUCGUACAGGCGUAUUUCCCUCUUCCUGCGCUACUUCCUGUUCAAGACCUGUAGCUUUGCUCUUGUGCACAUAUGGUUUGGCUUCUUCAAUGGCUUCAGUGCUCAGACUCUGUAUGAGACGUGGUUCAUCGCCAUGUACACAGUCUUGUACACAGCUUUCCCAAUUUUGAGUCUGGCCUUCCUUGAACAGGACGUUAGUGCAGAGAGCAGCCUGAAGUGGCCGGAGGUGUACAAGUCCGGACAGAGACAGGAGCUCUCCAGCCCUCUGAUCAUUUCCUUGUCGCUCCUCCAUGCCGUCUACUCUUCGCUCGUUCUCUUCUUCAUCCCGCUUGGAGUUUUCUACAACACAGCCUAUGACUACCAGACCAUGUCUGUCACUGUCUCCAUGGCAGCCACGUUCACUGCCACAAUUGAGAUCAUGCUGGUGACCAGAUACUGGACGAGGAUCAAUAUCGCAACUGUGGGUGUCUCUGUGGUGCUGUACUUCAUUGUCACCAGCAUCACUCAGAGCAGAUUCCUGUUUCAGAGAUCGCCAACCGACUAUUUUUUUAUUGGCACAUCUCAAAAGGCCUUCAUCGAUCCGGUUGUGUGGCUCACAGCUGUGCUCACUGCCUGGACGGCUGUUUUGCCUUCGUUUACCUCUCACGCUCUCUCUGUCAUCCAAACGGCCCAUGACAAACAUAAGGUCCACAGUGUGUCCCUCCAGCCGACGGCGCUGAAGACAAGUUUCAGGAGGGGCACGUCCCUCCGCCGCUCCUCUUACGCCCUCUCUCAGGGAGCCGGGCCUGGGCGCCUCAUCACCUCCGGGACCUGCAUCCGCAGAACAGCACCCCUGGUGGAGGAGAAGGCAGCUUGGGACCGGUAG
Messenger RNA from Limanda limanda (common dab), 3396 nucleotides. It is a transcript of the gene atp8b3, whose product is annotated as ATPase phospholipid transporting 8B3. Gene Ontology annotation, biological process: phospholipid translocation; Golgi organization. Lineage: Eukaryota; Metazoa; Chordata; Actinopteri; Pleuronectiformes; Pleuronectidae. Gene Ontology annotation, cellular component: plasma membrane. The record is from RefSeq and is a predicted model, not a curated record. The transcript is spliced from 27 exons. Gene Ontology annotation, molecular function: ATP binding; ATP hydrolysis activity; ATPase-coupled intramembrane lipid carrier activity. Bases 1 to 3396 code for a protein of 1131 amino acids.